AUGAAUCAGAGUUUAUUGAAAUGGCAUAAGAAAAAUGAUAACAAUAUAAAGAUCGAAAAAAUAAAUUUAUUUAGUGAAAAUUUUAGUAUGAACUAUGUUUUAGAUCAAUUAUUCAACAAGUUUGAUGAAAAAAAACAUCUUUUAUGUGAUAUUAAUAAUGAAAUAUUAAAUUCACAAAGAAGAAAAAAAAAAUUAAAUAAAUAUGAACAUAACUUAAUACAUAAUCAAACUAAUAUUAUAUUACAUACAAAAUAUAAUUAUAAUAAACUAACCAAUAUAAAUUAUGUUAAAUAUUAUUUACCUUAUUGUAUUCAACCUAAAACAAAUAACACCGAUAUAUGUCCUUUAAAGAAAUGCUUCCAAAAAUAUACAAAGAAAGAAAACAUUUUAAGAGAAGUUAAUAUAAAGAAAAAAUUAACUCAAUAUAGGAUUAUCGAAUUUAUUAAAAAAUACACAGGAAAAAUUAAAAGUGAUAAUAUUUUACAUAAAGAAGUUUCCAAGCUAUAUAAUAAAAAUUCUAGAAUUGAAAUAUAUUUAAAAAAUGGAAAAUAUAACAAAACUUAUUUUGACAUAGCAAUUGGAAAUAUUGUUUUUUUUGAUUGUUUAAUAAAUAUUUUACUAGAAGACGUUACAUAUAUUAGUGGUGGAAAACCUCAGCACAUUCCCUGGAUAUUUAUUCAGUCAGGUAGUAUUUUAUUUUUAAAGAAAUUGAAUUAA
Plasmodium berghei ANKA is the source of this 717-nucleotide messenger RNA. RefSeq names its product conserved Plasmodium protein, unknown function. The transcript has 5 exons. NCBI's taxonomy places the organism in Eukaryota, Apicomplexa, Aconoidasida, Haemosporida, Plasmodiidae. The record is from RefSeq and is a predicted model, not a curated record. The coding region runs from base 1 to 717 and encodes 238 amino acids.